This is a messenger RNA of Bacillus rossius redtenbacheri, 1647 nucleotides long. Its product is annotated as leucine carboxyl methyltransferase 1. Gene Ontology annotation, biological process: C-terminal protein methylation. Gene Ontology annotation, molecular function: protein C-terminal leucine carboxyl O-methyltransferase activity. NCBI's taxonomy places the organism in Eukaryota, Metazoa, Arthropoda, Insecta, Phasmatodea, Bacillidae. The transcript is spliced from 5 exons. The coding region runs from base 190 to 1137 and encodes 315 amino acids. Gene Ontology annotation, cellular component: cytosol. The record is from RefSeq and is a predicted model, not a curated record.
UUAAACAAUAGAUUUACGUAAAUAAUAUUCGCCCGGUGAAUUACUAUGCUAGUUACUUAAACCUAAACAUGCAUCAACUAUUUCUAUUGUGUUAUCUUUGAGCUAACGGAAUUAAAUAUAAAACAAACAAUAUAACCUACGUUACAAAUAAUGCAAGACUUGAAGUAUUAAAAUAAUUAUUCUUAAAUUAUGGCUGCUAUACUUCAAGAAGAAGCAAUUCAGGCUACAAAUGACGAUGCAACAUCAUGCAAGCUGGCCGCAGUCUCAUUGGGGUAUUGGGAAGAUCCGUAUGUAUCGUAUUUUAUCAGAAGCCCAACAAGAAAACCCCCAGAAAUAAAUCGCGGCUAUUACGCCAGAGUCAAAGGAGUCGAGUCUUUAAUAAACAAAUUUAUUAAGAAAGUUGGUAACAAUUGCCAAAUAAUAAAUUUAGGAGCUGGAUUUGAUACACUGUUUUGGCGACUGCAAGAUACUGGUCAUAGUGUUGCCAAUUUUAUUGAACUGGACUUCCCUGCAGUUACAUCUAAGAAAUGCAUUUGUAUUCAGAAAAACAAAAAUCUCUUCAACAGGUUAAAAGCUGGAGAAGACGCGGCCGCCGGCUGCACCGGCGCGGACCUGCACGGCACCGGCUACCACCUGCUGGGCGUGGACCUGCAGAGCGUGGACCGGCUGCUAGAGAAGCUGGACCAGUGCGGGGUGCAGGACGGGCUCCCCACGCUGCUGCUGGCGGAGUGCGUGCUCGUGUACAUGCGGGGGGAGGAGGUGCACCGGCUGCUCUCCUGCCUCGCCCGCAGGUUCCGCGCCGCGCUCUUCGUCAGCUACGAGCAGGUGAACAUGAACGACAGGUUCGGGGACAUGAUGCUGACGAACCUGCGGGCCAGAAGCUGCCACCUGCCCAGCGUCGCUGCGUGCCGGGACCUCGACUCCCAGAGGCAGAGGUUUUUACAAGCUGGUUGGGAUGGAGCAAAAGCCUGGGACAUGGUCGAGGUGUACCAUUCGCUCACAAGCAGCGAGCGACGGCGAAUCGAGCGUCUCGAGUUCCUGGACGAGCAGGAGCUGCUGAUGCAGCUGCUGCAGCACUACUGCAUCGCUGUCGCUUGGAAGAGCGACUUGUUCGCUGAUGUGUCGAUCGCUGAUUGACUUCCUUGCGUCUUCACACUCGCAAGUGUCUCUCUCCUGUCGACUACUGCCCCAAGUGUUGCUGAAAUGUGCAAAUCGUCUGUGAUGAACAUUUUGUUGCCAUACGUUACCGUAGGGUUUAUUUGUUAACUGAUCCAGUUCACUAAUCUUCAUCUUUCUCUGUAGAAACACCCCCCCCCCCCCCCUUUUUUUUUUUUAAUACAGUUGUGUUAGUAUUCUAGUUUCAGGAAUUUACACUAGCACAAUAGUGUUGCUUUAUAACUGUGCCAAAACUGGCUAGUUCAGUGUGAAUUUAUUUCAUGUACCAGAACUUUUUUUUAUCAGAUCAUGUUUGUACCCAAGUCUGAUGCUCUCUUUCAGAUUGUAAUUCUAGUCUAUUUUAUUUCAUUAUAUAUGCCUACUGAUGACAUCAGUAUUUUUUGUGCUUUUUAUUAUUAUAACAUAAAUGAAUAUUGUAAAUUAUUGUAAAUCUUGUUGUAUUUCUGUAGGUAUAAAUGUAAACACUAUUUA